CUUUUCGGCCGCCAUGUUAGCUAAAGGUUCUUCACCGAAACUGAGGAAAGCCGUUGUGGGAGCCAGUGCUUGGAGCUGUGUGGGGGAGCGCGGGUGAGCUCGGAGCCUGGCAAUGACAAAAUCUCACUUGUGACCUGUCUGACCUGGAACUCUGGAACUUUGUAGACCAGUGUGGUCUGGAAAUCACAGCAGUCUGCCUGUCUCUGCCUUUUGAGUCUGUGCAACACCACACCCAGUCUGCCAGGAACUUUCAGGGAGGACUAACUGAGGUGAGAAGACCCUGUCACCGUCGUAGAGUAGGUGGCACUUUGAGAAGUCCAAAGAAGGAGCAGUGUUCCUUCCCUGCUUGCCUGACUUCUUGCUGGUGAGUGCAUCUGUCUUGCCACCGCUGCCACCGCCACCGCGUCAUCCUUCCCUGACACUGGAGUCAGCUUCUUGGGCCUUCCGGUGUGGACUGAAGACCACUGAAGAAGCUCUCCCGGUGUCUUCUGAGCCCUCAGUGCCAGGUUGAAGCUCCUGAGUCUUCCAGCCUUCGUGGAUGGAGCCUCUUCAUCAUGGAGACAGCCAUUGUUGGACUCUCCAGGCCUGAUCAGGGUUUGGUGAGCUUUGAGGAUCUGGUGGUGCACUUCACCCAGGAUGAGUGGGAUUUGCUGGCUCCUUCCCAGAAGACUCUCUACGGAGAUGUGAUGCUGGAGACCUUCAGGAACUUCACUGAUACAGGAUGUGAAUGGGAAGACCAGAAAAUUGAAGACCAUUUUGAAGAGCCUGAAAUAAAUCUAAGGAACAUCGUCACUCACUCUGAAUACACACAGUAUGAACACGAGGAAUAUGAAGAGAAGCCACCUGAUUCUAAUUUUCUCACAAGUGUUGAAGGCUACAUGGAAACUCACACUGUGAAUGGGCCUUCUGAGUGUGAGGUAUGUUUAAAAUCCUAUGGACUAUACCACCUAACUUACAAUGGCCAUCACAACUAUGAGUACAAAGAGUGUGUAGGAAGCCAACCUGUACGAAAAAGUUAUGAAUGUAACCAGUGUGGUAAAACUCUGAGUUCUUACAAUUCUCUUCAAAGACAUCAGAAAAUUCAUAUUGAAGAAAGACCGUAUAAAUGUCAACAGUGUACUAAGGCCUUCAGAUGUCUCAACGCCCUUCAAUCACAUGAAAGAAUUCAUACUGGAGAGAAACCUUAUGAAUGUAAGCACUGUGGUACAGCUUUUAGCAGACUUACUCACUUGCGAUUACAUGAGAAAGUUCAUACUGGAGAAAAACACUAUGAAUGUAAACAAUGUAAUAUCGUUUUUAAAUCUCAGAGUUCCUAUCAUAGACAUAAGAUAAUGCAUGGAGAGACAUUCUAUAAUUGUAAAGAGUGUGGUAAGUCCUUCAUUUAUCCCUCUUUACUUCAAAUGCAUGAAAGAACUCACACAGGUGAAAAACCCUAUGAAUGUAAACUAUGUGGUAAGACUUUUAGAUAUCAUUCUUCCAUUCGAUUACAUGAAAGAACUCAUACGGGAGAAAAACCCUAUGAAUGUAAACACUGUGGAAAAGCCUUUACACGUCAGAGUUAUCUUCAGUUUCAUGAGCGAAGCCACACUGGAGAGAAACCCUAUGAAUGUAAAGAAUGUGGUAAAGCCUUUAGACAUCACUCCUACCUUCGGUUACAUGAAAGAAGACAUACUGGGGAGAAGCCGUACCAGUGCGGACAGUGUGGCAGAUCCUUCAGCCGGCAGAGUUCCUUUAAGAGACAUCAGUCAGUUCAUGCUGUGGAAAACCCCUAUAAAUGUCAACAAUAUCUGAUUCCUUUAUCUCUGUUUCCUUCAAAUGCAUGAACGGAUUUACACCAGUACCAAACCUUAUGUAUGUGAACAAUGUGAUAAAACUCUUAUCCUUAUUCACAGAGGACACAUGUAAGAACUCAAAAUAGUUAUGAACCUAACAUAGUAUAGCCUUCAGGGGUCACGGACUGUAGAACCCCACCCCCCAGAAGUAGUUACCAAAGAUGGUAUCUUCUGCCCUUCAACUUCCAUACAAAUUGGUGGAGAUCAUGUAGCUGAGGGAGAAGUAAUGAAGGAGAAAGGCCAGAAAAGAGAGGCUGUGAGCCACAGCAAUUUAACUCCAGAGCCCUAUAACCAAGAAGGCUAGCACAUGGACUCUGAUGGAUCAUCUUGAGGUUAUAGAACCUCUUCUAGCCAACCUAGGAAACCAUUCCCUACAAUCACUAGAAGAUAGGUCUCCCCUUUGAAUGAACUCUUGCCAUUUUAAGUGAAAACCCAUGGACUCAAAACAGUGUUCUUGAGACACAUGCUUGAAUCUACUUCUAUUCUGUGGAAUGUAUUCUAUGCUGUUACUCUCAAGUUCAAUAAAUCUACAUAUACUGUUAGUAUUACCACUUAUUACUUAGUACUCAUUUCUUUGAAAUAACCUUCAUAUCAUGUCCUGCUUCCCUCCCACCACACUUCUGGGUAACAGAAAGGUGUUUGUAGUUAAUUUGAAGCUUUUAAUUAUAUUUCUCCUUUAUUGUUUGAGAAUUUUAUAUAUGUAUACAUUGUGUUAUUGUGUUUUGAUUAAAUCCUAUCCCAUUCAAUCCUC
Molecule: messenger RNA, 2583 nt
Organism: Mus musculus (house mouse)
Lineage: Eukaryota; Metazoa; Chordata; Mammalia; Rodentia; Muridae
Gene: Zfp868
Product: zinc finger protein 868
Exons: 6
Coding region: 555-1823 (422 amino acids)
Biological process (GO): regulation of DNA-templated transcription
Cellular component (GO): nucleus
Source: RefSeq, marked validated